This is a messenger RNA of Mauremys mutica (yellowpond turtle), 2478 nucleotides long. RefSeq names its product Rho GTPase activating protein 8 (gene ARHGAP8). Gene Ontology annotation, biological process: small GTPase-mediated signal transduction; negative regulation of endocytic recycling. The coding region runs from base 314 to 1591 and encodes 425 amino acids. Gene Ontology annotation, molecular function: GTPase activator activity. NCBI's taxonomy places the organism in Eukaryota, Metazoa, Chordata, Testudines, Geoemydidae. The transcript is spliced from 13 exons. Gene Ontology annotation, cellular component: cytoplasm. The record is from RefSeq and is a predicted model, not a curated record.
CCCGGGCCGGGCUCGCCGGCUUUGUCUGCAGCUCUCCCUGGGCUGCGCUGGCCGCGGGAAGGCAGCUGCGGGGCAGACGGGCGGGGUGUGCACGCAGCAUUGCGCGCUGCCAGCCGCCUCCCGCCCUGCCCCUCCUCCCGCCGCAGGUAGGCACCGCUCCCCCGGGAGCCGCCUGCGGAGCCCACCGUGCUGGUCCCGCCCUGGCUGCGCGGGAGCAGGAGCCGCGGCCGCCGCGGGGUUGAUUGAGAAGCAAGAGGCAUCAAAUCCAGCAAAUAUCAGUCAGCGAGAAUUAGGCUUGUUCCUAACAGAAAACAUGUCUGAAAUUGAUUUUGAGGAAUUAGCCGAAAUAGAAUUACAGAAAGAUGAGGCAGAACAUGCAAUAAUGGAAAAGCGAAAGACCUCCUUCACACCAGCAGCAUGUGAAGACACUGAACUAAGCAUUAAUCAUCCAUACUACGAUGUUGCAAGGCAUGGCAUUGUGCAGCUAGCAGGUGAUGACAAUUCUGGGAGAAGGGUGAUUACUUUCAGUUGCUGUCGUAUGCCCCCUUCCCAUCAGCUCAAUCACAGCAGACUACUAGAAUAUUUGAGGUAUACACUCGACCAGUAUGUGGAGAAUGAUUACACCCUUGUCUACUUUCACUUUGGCCUGAACAGUCGGAAUAAACCCUCUCUGAACUGGCUGCAAAGGGCUUACAAAGAAUUUGACAGGAAGUAUAAGAAAAAUCUUAAAGCACUCUAUGUUGUACAUCCAACCAACUUCAUAAAAAUUCUGUGGAACAUUUUUAAACCUCUCAUAAGUCAUAAGUUUGGGAAAAAGAUCACCUAUUUGAACUAUUUAAGUGACCUGAGAGAGCAUCUCAAAUAUGACCAGCUUAAUAUCCCUGAAGAUGUUAUUCGACAUGAUCAAAAUCUUCGGGAUAAACAGAAGGGGAGACCACCACCUUCAGCCAAGGUUCCUCCACCAAGACCUCCUCUUCCUACGCAGCAAUUUGGGGUCAGCCUACAAUAUCUCAAGGACAAAAAUAAAGGCCAACUAGUCCCACCAGUAAUGAAGCAAACUGUGUCCUACCUGAAAAGUAAAGGGCUCCGAGUAGAAGGCCUGUUCAGAAGGUCAGCCAGCAUACAAACUAUCAAAGAGGUUCAUAAACUCUAUAAUCAGGGGAAGCCAGUGAAUUUUGAUGACUAUGGAGAUAUCCAUAUUCCUGCUGUUAUCCUGAAGACCUUCCUCAGGGAACUCCCACAGCCUUUGCUAACCUUUGAAUCCUACGAUCAAAUCCUUGGAAUCACUGGUGUGGAAAGCAGUUUACGAGUGACGAGCUGUAAACAAGUAAUCCAAGGACUUCCUGAGCACAAUUAUGUUGUUCUGAAAUACUUGAUAUGCUUCCUUCAUAUGGUAUCCCAGGAGAGUAUUUAUAACAAAAUGACUGGAUCCAACCUGGCAUGUGUCUUUGGGUUGAAUUUAAUCUGGCCGCCUAAAGGAGCUUCUUCCCUGAGUGCUUUGAAUCCUCUAAAUCUCUUCACUGAAUUACUGAUAGAUUUCUACUCUAAGAUCUUCAGUUCACGAACAGUACCUGGUGAGAUCUUACCUUAAUGUUCACAAAAAGGGAAAAGGAAUAUGCCUACCUUAGCAAAAAUCUUCACAUAUAAACCUAUGAGAAUUCACUAUACACAGGAUUUUACAGAAACAAAUAUAUUUCAUAUACAGAGCAAAAUCCUUUUCUCUCUUUUGCAUCACCAUGAUUUUCCAGAUAUCAAAGAUGUUAGGGGAAAUAUGCUUACCAAUACUCUUUGUAUGUGGGUGUGUAUAUAUAAACAUUCACAAACCUUCAGGUCAAAGUGGCAUAAACUUUCCUCUUUUCAUAAUCUUUAGCAAUUGUUAAAUAUUUGUUAGUUUAAAAAUUCAUAACAGUAGAUAAGACUGUCAUUCAUUUAAGCAUCUGGAAGUUCCCUACUAUAUGGAUUUUUUUCUAGGGUGAUGCUAACUUCUGGACCAUCUGGAAAAAGUUUCUUUUGAAAUCUUCAAAUAUAUACAAAUUAUGGAUUAAUUUUUCAGAAUUUCAGGCACUCAUUCCCACACACACAAAAGUGUGUGCAUUUGUGUCUGCGUUUAUGUGCAAUUACCUUGAAAACCAAAGUAUUUGCCUGUGUCAGUUAGAUUAUGCAUACAUCUAUCUCUGUGCUUUUAAAUAUCUGGUAUGCCUGUCCAACCAUUGUAGUUGCACAUGCAAACUAAGUGGAAAAUUACACAAGCACUCCUGAGCUUUUAAAAAUUGAGUCAUUUGUGUUUUUAUCUUUAAAGAAUCUCUGUACCAGUAUAUAGUUAAUACAGAAUGUGAGAAAUCAUUGUUUGAAAAAUGCAUUGAAUGUUUUCAUUAUUUGUUGUAUGCUCUUGAAGUUUUUUGAGUUGUUAGAAAUCUGCUCCUAAAAUCAGUCUCUCUCUCACACACACACACAUAGAAAGAAAGAAAGAAAGAAAGA